AUGGAAACCGUCACAGUGAGAUGGAAGAGGUUUCUGAGCACUUUUGGGGCCCGGCCUUGUUUGCUGUCUUGUUUGCUUGGCGGGUUGCUUUUCGGGUACCACUUGGCAGUGUUCUCAACGGUAACGACGUUCCGCUCGUUCCAAGACUGGUUCGGCUCGUGGCCUUCCGGGGAGCAAGUUCUGCUUGGGUCGUACUUUGUCGGAGCUUUCGUCGGAUGCCUGUACCAGAGGGUCCUCCCGUUUCUUGCGCAUGGGGCGGGAACUGCUGCUUGGCGCCGCUAUUUAUGGCUACGCUGGAGCUCGGUGUUCUUCUGUCUCGGGUCGGGGCUUCCUUUUCUCAUAAAACGAGAACGGAUGUUAACAGGUCGCUUCCAGAUGGGUGCGUUUCUGGUGCUGCUCAUCCACCGCUUGCUGAUUGGCAUCGGCGCCGGCAUCGUGAACGUUCUCGGGCCAGCUCUGUGUCUAGAGGUUGCUCCGUCAACAAGCAGAGGCGCCUUUGUCUUUCUCUAUCAGCUCGCGAUAACAAUCGGUAUUCUUAUGGCCAAUCUCGUUAAUCUUGCCACUGGUCACGAGGAUGUACACCGUCAAGUGGAUCCCGUUGCUGGUGGCGCCGGGAUCGACAUGCGCGGAAACUUUCUCCGACCUUUGCGCUAUCCACUCGUGCCCGCUAUCUUGAUGUGUAUCGGCCUGCUGCGCUAUCAGUCCUCCAUGGGCGUUUCUGCAUACAGGGACGCUACGAGUGCCGAUAUGCUGGAGACCGGGAAACCGAUGUCGCAGCGGAAAGAGCGGGAGCAUAGUAUGGUAGCGAGUGCACGCGCCUUGCGUCCAGAUGCUGCCGAGGCGGGACACUCUUUCAACGUUAUCUCGAGGCCUUCUUUGCAAAACGAGUCACUGAGCUUGAAAGAUGUGGAGAGCUUUGCGAUGUACGCAGUUUUGGCUCGGGGAUCGUCCCCGACAGCUCGAUCUCGAGCGAGCGUGUGGCUCCUUUUGCGCGAUCCGCGGAUACAGAUAUGCAUGAUACUUCAACUUCUCCAACAGUUGACUGGAAUCAACGUUGUCCUCGUGUAUGGUGUGCAAAUUUUGGAACAAGUGCAAUCCAGUGCGAUGGGUUCUUCCAGGCGCCUUGCGAGAUUAUCUGGGCCUUUGUACGGUGCUGUGCUUUUAUCCGUCAUGAACGUGAUUGCCACGCUGGUUGCAGUCGGUAUCAUCGAUCGCACCUGUCGUCGGAAACUGUACCUUUUUUCAACACCAGUGCUUGCUGCCUGUCAUCUUGCGCUUGCCCGGGCGACCCGAGCAGAAAACGGUUCAUCCUCUGUCGCAUUUACGGGCUUUCUAGCGCUCAUGUUGUUUGUCGCUGUAUUUGCUGUCUCUCACGGGCCGCUUGCUGUUCUUGUCGCGAAUGAAUUGUUUUCGCCGGAGGCUCGGGCGUCGGCGAACUCGAUCGGAAUGGUUGUGAACGCUGUCGCUACCACUGCGGUGAGUAUCGGUUUCCCGCUCUUGCAGCGGGAACUGUUUGGCAUUGCUGGAACAUUUCUCUUCUUUGCUCUGAUAUUAAUGGGCGGGGAAUAUUGGCUUUGGCGUUAUCUACCUGAAACGAGACAACCAACUUCCGCUGACAGCAGCUAA
Cyanidioschyzon merolae strain 10D is the source of this 1626-nucleotide messenger RNA. Its product is annotated as L-arabinose permease. Gene Ontology annotation, molecular function: carbohydrate:proton symporter activity. Lineage: Eukaryota; Rhodophyta; Bangiophyceae; Cyanidiales; Cyanidiaceae. The transcript has a single exon. The coding region runs from base 1 to 1626 and encodes 541 amino acids. Gene Ontology annotation, cellular component: membrane. Gene Ontology annotation, biological process: transmembrane transport; carbohydrate transport. The record is from RefSeq and is a predicted model, not a curated record.